ACAUGCAUAUAUAUUCACACCAGAGAACGUUUAUUAUAAAUGUUUGUUUUUCCUAUAAAUAAACGAGAUAGCAAUUUAUCGACCGAAAUUUCGAUAUGAAUAUUUUAAAUUUUACAUAUAAAUACGAGAUCAACGGAUGAGUUCGCUUACGGGGAGCGAGCUAAUAAUAUUUAGUAAUAGCAGCGGAAAAUGGUAGGAAUAAUACAGAACGUGAUUGAAUGUUAAUAAUAUUAAAACUUCAUUUAAUUAUAGACAGUACCGAAACAAUAUUUAACGAAAGCACUACACAUUAUACCUAAUCUACAAAACAAAUUAUGUCAUGUUGCUAAUCAAUCAAUUUAUUUAUAUUAAACACAUAUUCUAUGCAACUUUUCUAUAUCUGCUAAAAUGGGUCGGAAUAAAAGAGUAUGUUAAAUUGUGUAAAGCAAAGGCUUCAAGGAUAAAUAAACGUUAUUUAUCGAAUAUAGUGUUUCAAUUACAUACGGUUGAGGUAAAAGCGAACUAUGGUUUAACAUUUAAGCCUAGAGGCUGCUUGUUGUGGUGCUAGUUCUUCCUCAAGUAUGAAUGUGAGUCAGUAUGUAAUUUUGGUCGAAACUCUAUUUUUCAGUUUUUAUUAAUAUUCUCUUUGAAAUAAUUAUUCAUUGACUCACCGUAGGUGGGUUCUGGGUGUCUCAUUAAGGAUCAUUUUUAGUUUUCACUUUUAAUUUUUGUGUUUAAACUACACCGAACAAUCACUAAUAACUAGUUACUCGUUACUUUUCACGGUAUAACAACGAGAUGUUUAUUUAAAACUAUUUUAUAUAAAAUUACACUUUUUGAUUAAAAAAAAGCUAGCAACAUUGUCGAAAUCUAAGCCUGUACAACGGUUUGGAUCACUUCCAACCGUACUAAAAUAUAAAACUACUGAACUUAAAACAGUAAAAUUUAUUUAACUAAAUACUUAACUCGAAUUCACUGAAUAUUCUUGGAGUUGCACACACAAAACUGUGAAAUUUGAGUGCAACUGUAUUAAUAAUUAUGCUAACUGGUUGCCGGGAAACCAAAAUCAAAUAUAAAUAAAUAAGAAUCUGUCGAAAAUUUGUACAGAAACUAUACCUUUUAUUUCUUUUACAAUAGCUUUAUUAUAAAAAAACGUGAGAAAACGUAGUUGUUGUAAAUGGCUUUCAAUCGUCGUCUGUCCUUUAUAGCAGAAUGGUACCAAGAGGAGGCAGCAAUUAUACGUACUUUCACUAUAUGUUUUUUUCCAACGGGUAAUGCAAUAGAAGUGUAUGAUCAGCAACACAAACGGACCUUUCUCCGACGUACUAAAAUGCCGGAACUCUCUGAACGCGAUUUUUUCAUAGGAUCAAAAAUCAACAUCUUUGGAAGGCAAUUUGAUAUCGUUGACUAUGCCGAUGACAUAACAAAGAACACACUCGACAAAUAUCGUAAAAAAACUUUUCUGCUUUUAAAAAAUAUCUGCAUUCAACAAUUGGGUCCCCUGCUUUGUGCUCUCAUUGAUUCUAAUUUUAGCAUAAACAGAGCUCUAAUGGUACAAUUCACACCCGAGCAAGUGAAGCAAUUCUUGAGCAAUAAACGUAAUGUUGAAGCAUCGAGCAUGCUGAUGAAUCAGUUAAUCGGCGGCCCUUCAAUGGGUUUCGAAGUGAUCGCUGAUAAUGCAGUACAAAAAAUGAAAUUAUGCAAAGAACAAAGUAAAGAAUGUUCCAAUGAUAACACGGUUGCUGCUCUUGUUACUUUAUUCGAACGGGAAGAAACUCGCAUAGGUAUAUACUGUCCCCAAGAUGAGGAAGAGGCCGAACAGGACCUUAAUUUCUUUUUUAAUCCCAAAAAUGGUUUGCAAGCCACAUUACGUUUAAAAAAUUCGACAUUAGGCAUCAUUAAACCGCAUUGUAUUAAAGAUGGUAAUUUAGGACGAAUCAUAUCGGAAAUUACCAGUAAUGGAUUCAAAAUCACUGGACUGCGUAUGAAUUUAAUGGAGCGAGUGAAUUGUGAAGAAUUUUUCGAAGUAUAUCGUGGAAUAUUGCCGGAAUAUAUUCCUAUGGUGGCACAGCUCGCGAGCGGCGUGAGUUUGGCAUUGGAAAUCGUUGCGGCAGAUGAAAACAAAAACAGCUAUGAGGAGUUCAGACAGUUUUGUGGUCCAAUGGAUCCCGAAAUUGCUAAAAUGUUACGUCCGCAUACCUUACGUGCCAAGUUUGGUGUCAGUAAAACCUUAAAUGCGGUUCAUUGCACUGAUUUGCCGGAUGAUACAAUUUUGGAAUUGCAAUAUAUCUUCAAAAUUUUAGAUUAGUAAUAUUUUAUAUUAAAA
Molecule: messenger RNA, 2305 nt
Organism: Bactrocera dorsalis (oriental fruit fly)
Lineage: Eukaryota; Metazoa; Arthropoda; Insecta; Diptera; Tephritidae
Gene: nmdyn-D7
Product: nucleoside diphosphate kinase 7
Exons: 9
Coding region: 1157-2287 (376 amino acids)
Cellular component (GO): centrosome
Molecular function (GO): ATP binding; nucleoside diphosphate kinase activity
Source: RefSeq, a predicted model, not a curated record